Haemonchus placei is the source of this 270-nucleotide messenger RNA. The record is from the annotation of a GenBank genome assembly. NCBI's taxonomy places the organism in Eukaryota, Metazoa, Nematoda, Chromadorea, Rhabditida, Trichostrongylidae.
AUGAACAACCACAAUGGCGAAGACCAGGCUCAGUCGCGUAAAGAGAUGGCCUUAGCGGUCACACAUGAAAUAUGUUGCUCCGUGUGCGGUGGGAGCAGUGGUACGAAUACCAGACGCUUAAUGGAAGCCGUAGCGAUUGCGCAAGCACAAGCGCAAGCUGAGGCGGCCUACAGUAGGCAAUUGCACAUCGAGCGCCAGAUGCUACAACUCGCGUUUGGAGAGGUGAUCCACCGUAUGUGUAGAGUCAGACAACGUUUGGAGGUUAAUUAG